AUGGAGGACCAAGAGCUGGCAAGUCGCCUAGUCGAAGAAAAGGAAAGAUACCACAAUGACUUCAAAAAGGACCUCAUUCAGUUGGUGGGAGACCGAGUAGAUCAGUACUUGGAUCAGCUAGCUUCCGUUGCUAAGACAAUGGCGGACACUGUCGAAGAGCUCCGCUUCGCCGAGAUAUUACCUGACAAGAAGACCCUGAAAUACGCCCUGAAGCACACCCUGCUGGAGGAAGUCGCGGCAAGUAUGAACGAACAUAUAGACCGCAAGUACGACUCAGGCCCUUUAAGUGCAUCGGUUCCUUCAGAAACAGCUCCUACAAGUACAGCCAUACCGGGCGUCUCAAGCGGCAGUGGACUGUCGAGUCAGCAGCCAACCAACCCAGCCUUGGACGGUGUCCUUAUAAACCCUGAGCCCGUGCAACACCUCCGCGAGGCUGGGAUGGAUGUCUAG
Lasiosphaeria miniovina is the source of this 450-nucleotide messenger RNA. RefSeq lists its product as uncharacterized. The coding region runs from base 1 to 450 and encodes 149 amino acids. The transcript has 2 exons. The record is from RefSeq and is a predicted model, not a curated record. Lineage: Eukaryota; Fungi; Ascomycota; Sordariomycetes; Sordariales; Lasiosphaeriaceae.